AUGGGUCUCUGUUUCUCUUCUCCUAAAGCCACAAGACAUGGCAGCGCCAGUGGCCGGAAAACUAAUCCGACGCCGGAGAUACCUAAACCGCAACCACAAGGGAAGACAAAAGAGAAAGUUAGUAAUAAAAACAAGAAAAAGACAACAAAGAACAACAAGAUCCAAUGGAGACACCAAGGAGGGAUCCCUUACGGUAAGCGCAUCGAUUUUGGAUACGCUAAGGAUUUCGAUAAUCAAUACAUCAUCGGAAAAUUGCUCGGACACGGCCAGUUUGGCUUCACAUACGUCGCCACCGAUAACAGAAAUGACGAUCGCGUCGCGGUCAAGAGAAUCGAUAAGGCCAAGAUGACUCUACCGAUUGAGGUCGAAGAUGUGAAGCGAGAGGUUAAGAUACUACAAGCAUUAGGUGGGCAUGAGAAUGUAGUUGGCUUUCACAAUGUAUUUGAAGACAAAAACUAUGUUUAUAUAGUCAUGGAGUUAUGUGAAGGUGGUGAAUUGCUAGAUCGAAUAUUAGCUAAGAAAGAUAGUCGUUACACAGAGAAAGACGCGGCGGUUGUGGUGAGGCAGAUGCUGAAAGUUGCAGCUGAGUGUCAUUUACGCGGUCUAGUACACCGCGAUAUGAAGCCAGAGAAUUUCCUAUUCAAAUCAACCGAAGAAGAUUCGUCUCUAAAAGCUACAGAUUUCGGAUUAUCCGACUUCAUAAAGCCAGGAGUGAAAUUUCAAGAUAUAGUAGGAAGCGCGUAUUACGUUGCACCAGAAGUGUUGAAACGUAAGUCAGGACCUGAAUCAGACGUAUGGAGUAUCGGAGUCAUCACUUACAUUCUUCUCUGCGGAAGAAGACCCUUUUGGGAUAAGACACAAGAUGGAAUAUUCAAUGAGGUCAUGAGAAAAAAACCAGACUUUAGAACAACCCCUUGGCCAACCAUUAGCAACGGUGCCAAAGAUUUCGUCAAGAAGUUGUUAGUGAAAGAGCCGCGAGCACGGUUAACAGCAGCGCAAGCGCUAUCACAUCCAUGGGUGAGAGAAGGAGGCGAGGCCUCGGAGAUUCCAAUAGACAUAUCUGUUCUUAACAAUAUGCGUCAGUUUGUGAAAUUCAGUCGCCUUAAGCAGAUUGCUCUGAAGGCUCUUGCAACAACUAUUGAUGAGGAUGAGUUGGAUGAUCUUAGAGACCAGUUUGAUGCGAUUGACAUUGACAAGAAUGGUGCUAUUAGCCUUGAGGAGAUGAGACAGGCUCUUGCUAAAGAUCUUCCUUGGAAACUAAAGGAUGCAAGAGUUGCAGAGAUUCUUCAAGCGAUCGAUAGCAACACUGAUGGUUUGGUGGAUUUCACUGAGUUUGUGGUUGCUACUUUACACGUAAACCAAUUAGAGGAGCAUGACUCUGAGAAGUGGCAACAGAGAUCAAGAGCAGCGUUUGAGAAGUUCGACAUAGACAGAGACGGGUUUAUAACUCCCGAAGAGCUUCGAUUGCAAACUGGUUUAAAAGGUUCCAUUGAACCACUUCUUGAAGAAGCUGACGUCGAUCAAGAUGGAAGAAUCAGUAUCCACGAGUUUCGAAGACUCUUGAGAUCUGCAAGCCUCAAGUCAAGAAAUGUUAAAAGCCCUCCUGGUUACCAACUUUCUCAAAAGAUGUAA
This is a messenger RNA of Arabis nemorensis, 1632 nucleotides long. NCBI's taxonomy places the organism in Eukaryota, Viridiplantae, Streptophyta, Magnoliopsida, Brassicales, Brassicaceae. The record is from the annotation of a GenBank genome assembly.